CACAUCAUACUAAACCUAUCGUUCCUCUUUCUCCACUUUUGUCACUCCCAAUUUCAUCUCCAACUUUCACUCCCAAUCAGUCUCCUCUCUCAUCCAAAUUUCCAACAUAAAAUAGUGCAAUUAGGGUUCUUAGCCAUUCUUUUUCUCUUAAUCUCAAGGAUAGUGCCGCACCUUUUAGUUCCCUGUGCCACAUUAGCCAUUCUUUUUCUCUCAAUCUGCUUCAGUACUCAGCCCCAAAGUUCAAGAGAAUAAAAGCAAAAAAUAAGCAAAGAAAAUGAGAGAAAUGGUAAUCAAAGAGUUUAGCCGCCCCAGCACACCCAAUUAUUAUAUAUAUAUAUAUAUCUUGAAAAACCUCCCUCAAUUUCCAGUCCAAAACCCUACAAAUUCUCUGUUUCUGUUUACUGAGCCAAGGAUUUUCAAAAACCAAUUUGAAGAAAGCUAGUGUAUCCUUGAGGAGAGUUGCGACUUCACUGUUAACAGAUUUGGAACUAUUAAAAGUUUUGAGAUGACUAUGAAUCAAGAAGUGACUACAAGGAAAAACAAAAAAGAAACAAACUCACAGUAUCUUCCAGCUGGAUCACUUUCAUCGUUGGCAAAAGAAAAGUUUUCAUUGUUGACAACCAAAAGAGUUGUUCCACCUAACUUUUCAAAUAGACAACCAAAGCAUCCAAGGUUAGGAUCUCAAGUGCAAAAACCAGUGCGUCAAUUGCCACUUACCUCUCAUGUACCAGAUAAAAGUACAAGAACAAGUACAACAAGUACCAUUGGAUUCUAGCUCUCCUUUAGCAACAAAAGGGCAAGAACAAGUGCAUCGAGCGACACUACACUCUACAGCUUCUGCUGCACAAGCAGUACUGGAACAAGUGCAGCAAGUGUCGCAACGUUCUACAGCUUCUGCAGCACAAGUAGUAUUGGAACAAGUGCAGCAAGUGUCGCACCAUUCUACAUCUUCUGCAGCACAAGUAGUAUUGGAACAAGUGCCGCAAAUGUCGCAACAUUCUGCCACUCAUGAAGUAAUUGAACAAUCAGAAAAACGAGGCUCUUCCACUGUAAAACGAAAAAGAGGAAGGACACAGAUGCCACGUGUACAUGGAAGGAGUGAGCGCAAGUUGGUUGUUCUAAGCGAUUUGAACCAACCCAUUGGUCCUACUGACGAAAUUGUAAAAGAGUUGGGAAGUUUCCUCGGUACAUUGGCAAGAAAUUCAACCUUUUGUCCUCUGAAUAUACAUAACUGGAAGAAACUGAAUACAAAAGAGGAUAUGUGGACAUAUAUCAAGACAAAAUAUGACAUUCAUGAUGAUGGAAGAGAGUGGGUUUUUCAAUCAAUUCAAAAUGCUUGGAGAAGAAAAAAAAGAAGGAAACUUCUGAGGAACCAUCAAGUAAGGACAUGUUUGUGGCAACGAGAUCAAGAAAAGCCGGUCGAGUAUACAAGGAAUCAUAUGAAGAUACAAUGCGCAAAAUUGCUGAAAUGGAGCAAAUACAAACUCAAGAAAGUGAAGAUGAUAACCAAUCAAUUGACCCAUUUGCAACAGUCAUGGGACUUGAACAUCCAGGUCGCGUAAGGUUGUAUGGUCGUGGGGUUACAAAGACUAUCUUGAAACAAAAAUCUGGAAAUUCUGGACCCUCUUCAAAGACUACUGAUGAGAUAAUGGAGCAAAAAAUGAAGGAAAUGGAAGAGAGAAUGCAACAAAGGAUGCAGAAAAACUUCGAGGAACAACAGGAAACUUGGCGGCAACAAAUUACACUUAAUGUUGUUGCACAACUUCAGCAUAUUAACCCAGAUUUACGAAUUGAUCCUAAUAUGCUAGCAUUCGGUGGUCGUUCACUCGGAGAAGCUUCCUCUGCACAACAAGCUACAGUUCAACUAAUCAAUCGUCCAUC
Nicotiana attenuata is the source of this 1881-nucleotide messenger RNA. RefSeq lists its product as uncharacterized. NCBI's taxonomy places the organism in Eukaryota, Viridiplantae, Streptophyta, Magnoliopsida, Solanales, Solanaceae. The record is from RefSeq and is a predicted model, not a curated record. The transcript has 7 exons. Bases 723 to 1562 code for a protein of 279 amino acids.